AUGAAAAAUCAGUGCAUUUCAAAUCAAAACACAAUCUCAACUCAGGAAACUCAAAGAGCAACCUCAUUUUCAAGCUAUAAAGAAGAUACAAUUAUUACUAAAAGAGGGACAACUUGGUAUUCUGAUGAAGAUUGAAAUGAAAAAAUUAUCUGUUUGAAAUCAAUAAAUCCUCAAUUUAAUGAUAAAAUUAUUAUUGAAAAGGUUUUACACUAUAUUCGAAACACAAAAACUUCCGUUGAAGCAUAUGAAAUUCGCCUUUACGAGCUCUGUAAAAGAAAGCAAGCUGAGGUUGGUAAUAAACCAAUUAAUUGUGAUACUAUUGAAAUUAUCCAUCCUCUAAUGAAGCUAAAGAAAAAUAUAGGCUUGAUGUCUGAUAUACAAUCAGAAAAACUAAAUAAAAGCUUUAAAGAGGAAUUAGAAAAUAAUCCAGACAUUGUCACAGAAUACAAUAUUUUAAGAAAAACUAUCAAAUUCUGUUCUGAUUUUAUAGCAAAAUUCACUUUAUUCAAGAUUGAUAAUUAUAAUUAUAGAACUUCAGGAAGAUCUAUGAAUAUAAAACCUCUUGAUCUGAUGGAGCUUAAUAAAUCCUUGUUAACAACAGAAACUAUUUGACUAUCGUUUGCAAUAAAACAUCAACCAUUAAAGUUGAUUGCCGAUGAAGCAACUAUUCAAUAUUCAUUGAUUUUACAAUCAGCAUUAAAUAAAGUUCUUGAAUAUAUUUAUAACCUCAAUCAAGUGGAUUUCAAAGCUUAUCCUAUAUUUCCUGAUCGCAGCAAUAGAUGGACCUGGAAAAAAAGCACUAAUAGAUUUCCUAAUAAUAAAGAGGUAAAUCAUUUGGAGUUUCAAAAAUUAAAAAUGCCAUGCACACUUUUUGGUCUUUCAAGACUCUCACCUCAAGAAAAUAGAGCCUUGACGCUAAAAAGCUUAAUUAAAGAGGUAGAAGUUGCUUAUAGAACUUUUGAGAAAGCUCUUAUCCAGCGGUGUCUAAAAUUUCAAUCUCCUUUAGCAAUUACUGAGUAA
Messenger RNA from Blepharisma stoltei, 1020 nucleotides. NCBI's taxonomy places the organism in Eukaryota, Ciliophora, Heterotrichea, Heterotrichida, Blepharismidae. The record is from the annotation of a GenBank genome assembly.